CUUCCGUUACAGGCUUGCAAACUCUUAAUGGAUGAUUACGAACAGGUCCGGAGCGUCGCAGUGCAGCUCACCUGGGUCCUUAGCCAGCUUUACGCAGAAAGCAUUGUCCCCAUCCCAUCUUCCAAUGAAGAAAUCCGGCUGGUGGACGAUGCUUUUGGGAAGAUCUGUCACAUGGUCAGCGACGGCUCCUGGGUUGUGAGAGUCCAGGCUGCGAAGCUGUUGGGAUCUAUGCAGCAAGUUAGUUCUCAUUUUUUAGAGCAGACCUUGGACAAGAAGCUGAUGUCGGAUUUGAGGGUACGGUAUUCUGUUUUGUUUUGUGCUGGGGCUUAUAUACCUGUACAUCCAACUCCUGGGACUGGAGGUUGCACAGUUGAUUCUUUGGAAUGCUUUCUGCUUUUAUUUUAUUACUGUAUCCCACCCCUACUCAAUCUCUCCUCUCCCCU
Molecule: messenger RNA, 443 nt
Organism: Notechis scutatus (mainland tiger snake)
Lineage: Eukaryota; Metazoa; Chordata; Lepidosauria; Squamata; Elapidae
Source: RefSeq, a predicted model, not a curated record